Messenger RNA from Phanerochaete carnosa HHB-10118-sp, 648 nucleotides. RefSeq lists its product as uncharacterized. The coding region runs from base 1 to 648 and encodes 215 amino acids. NCBI's taxonomy places the organism in Eukaryota, Fungi, Basidiomycota, Agaricomycetes, Polyporales, Phanerochaetaceae. The record is from RefSeq and is a predicted model, not a curated record. The transcript has 6 exons.
AUGAGCUCUGCUCUCCCACCUGGAGCUCACGUUACAAGCGACAGGCCUUGGAUAAUUGUCUCUGCUCUCAUCUUCGGCCCAACAGCUGCGUACCUCCUCUCGCCACCUGCUGCACAGAAGGCGCACGAAGCCAAGGAUGCUGCUCUUCCCAAACAUAAAAUUCCCGACCCUGCGCGUGCCCCCGUCCCUGCCGGUGAGGACACCGAGAGCACUCCUCGUAAGCCCGAGACUGACCAGGCAGUGGAGGGUAUUGCCGAUGAUGAGGGCAACAAGACUCCCGCUUCGGAGGUCGCUGAAGCAACGAACAAGGUCCGUGAGGAGGACGCUCCCAAGGUUGCUCAGUACGCCGGAGCAGAAACUUCCAAACGCGCGGAUCCCGAGACUCACGAUGCCGCGAAAACGACAGACUACGAUCCGAACGUCGCACAGCAUGCGGACACCGAGCAUAAGGAGGACUCCUCUGCACUGGAGACGUCGCACAAAGGCCCUCGUGACGUGGGCGAUGCUCGGGAGCGCUCAAAGGCUGGCAUGGACCCCAACACCUCUUCUCAGGUUGACGAGCAAGCGGGUGAGGAAGACAAGAAGGACGCGAAGCAGCAGUCCGACGAGGGCAAGGCUCCCAGCUCGGAAAAGAAGUCUGCUGAGUAG